AUGUUUGCCCCCUCAGCAGGCACCACACUGGCCUCACCGACACCAGAGAGCUUUUUCAGCCUGGCCAGUCUUGUCGGUCUGCUGCAUCUCGAAAGCAGCAGUGCACUCGGAUGGACACAAGUACUGGUAGUAUCGUUCUGGUUUGCCAUCGCCACGAGCUUUCGCACCAACGGGACGCUGCUGAUCGGCUACCUCGCGUUCAAGCUCAUCGCCGAGGCGCAGUCGGGCAGGGCAGUAUCAGCCACGUUGAAGCUAGUACUGUCGGUGGCAGUUUGCGUCUCACCCAGCGUACUCUUUCAAGCGUGGGCGUACAGCCGGUUCUGUCUCGCUGAAGCUUCACGACCGUGGUGCGAGGAUCGGCUACCCAGCAUCUACGCCUUUGUCCAGUCGCACUACUGGCACGUGGGGGUAUGGCGGUACUGGCAAGCGGCGCAGCUGCCCAACUUUAUGCUCGCUGCGCCGGUGCUUGUGUGCAUAGCGUAUACCGCGCGCGUGUUCUACCGCCGAAGUAGCUGGUCGCAUAUCGCUGCGUCGUUGCUCGCCCCACGGACCACCACUCGUCCUGCAGCCACUACCACAGAGGCCGAUCUUGUGGCGCUGGCAACAACACCCAAAGCGACACCGUACAUCGUUCACGGCGUCGCACUCGGAUGCAUCCUACUCUUCGCAUCGCACGUCCAGAUCGCUCUGCGUCUAGCUACACCCGGCGGGAUGCCUAUGGUGUGGUGGGGGGCUGCACAUGCUGUUGGCCACUCGGCGCGCGUGCGACGAUGGGUGCUGGCGUAUCUGGCGGUCCAGUACUGCGCGUCGAUCGUGUUGUAUGCCGGGUUCUAUCCUCCUGCGUGA
Sporisorium graminicola is the source of this 846-nucleotide messenger RNA. RefSeq lists its product as uncharacterized. Gene Ontology annotation, biological process: GPI anchor biosynthetic process. Gene Ontology annotation, cellular component: mannosyltransferase complex; endoplasmic reticulum membrane. Lineage: Eukaryota; Fungi; Basidiomycota; Ustilaginomycetes; Ustilaginales; Ustilaginaceae. The transcript has a single exon. The record is from RefSeq and is a predicted model, not a curated record. Gene Ontology annotation, molecular function: GPI mannosyltransferase activity; alpha-1,6-mannosyltransferase activity. Bases 1 to 846 code for a protein of 281 amino acids.